Molecule: messenger RNA, 8166 nt
Organism: Hipposideros armiger (great roundleaf bat)
Lineage: Eukaryota; Metazoa; Chordata; Mammalia; Chiroptera; Hipposideridae
Gene: DCLK1
Product: doublecortin like kinase 1
Exons: 18
Coding region: 327-2516 (729 amino acids)
Biological process (GO): neuron migration; protein phosphorylation; axoneme assembly
Cellular component (GO): axoneme; neuron projection
Molecular function (GO): microtubule binding; protein kinase activity; ATP binding
Source: RefSeq, a predicted model, not a curated record
UGAGCGAGUGAGCUACAAGAAAAGGGAGCGCGCCCGCCGCUGCCGCCGCCCUCCUCCGAAGAGAGGCUGGAGUGAGGCUGUGCGAAGCGCCGCAUUUCAAUGAGGACGGGCUGAGGCACAUCCCUGCACUAGCGGCUGCAGCCCAGACGCCCGCGCUCCUGCAGCUGCUGCAGCCCAGUCCAGGCCCCGCCGCCCCGCAGCCCCGCAGCCCCGCAGCCCAGGCCGCGCCCAGCCCAGCGAGGACAGCACCAGGAGGCAGCUCCGCGCACCGCCACAAAGACCCCGGGCGGCGUCUCUCCACAGACUGGUUCAACUUUAACCCCGUCAUGUCCUUCGGCAGAGACAUGGAGCUGGAGCACUUUGAUGAGCGGGAUAAGGCGCAGAGGUACAGCAGAGGGUCGCGGGUGAACGGGCUGCCCAGCCCCACGCACAGCGCCCACUGCAGCUUUUACCGGACCCGCACGCUGCAGACCCUCAGCUCCGAGAAGAAGGCCAAGAAAGUUCGUUUCUAUCGAAACGGAGAUCGAUACUUCAAAGGGAUUGUGUAUGCCAUCUCCCCAGACCGGUUCCGAUCUUUUGAGGCCCUGCUGGCUGAUUUGACCCGAACUCUGUCGGAUAAUGUGAAUUUGCCCCAGGGAGUGAGAACAAUCUACAGCAUUGAUGGGCUCAAGAAGAUUUCCAGCCUGGACCAGCUGGUGGAAGGAGAGAGUUAUGUAUGUGGCUCAAUAGAGCCCUUCAAGAAACUGGAGUACACCAAGAAUGUGAACCCCAAUUGGUCUGUGAAUGUCAAAACCACCUCGGCAUCCCGAGCAGUGUCAUCACUGGCUACUGCCAAAGGGAGCCCUUCAGAGGUGCGGGAGAAUAAGGAUUUCAUUCGGCCCAAGCUGGUCACCAUCAUCAGAAGUGGGGUGAAGCCACGGAAAGCUGUCAGGAUUCUGCUGAAUAAGAAAACCGCUCAUUCCUUUGAGCAGGUUCUCACUGAUAUAACCGAUGCCAUCAAGUUGGACUCGGGAGUGGUGAAACGCCUGUACACCCUGGAUGGGAAACAGGUGAUGUGCCUUCAGGACUUUUUUGGUGACGAUGACAUUUUUAUUGCAUGUGGACCGGAGAAGUUCCGUUACCAGGAUGAUUUCUUGCUAGAUGAAAGUGAAUGUCGAGUGGUGAAGUCCACUUCUUACACCAAAAUAGCUUCAUCGUCCCGCAGGAGCACCACCAAGAGCCCGGGACCUUCCAGGCGCAGCAAGUCCCCAGCGUCAACUAGUUCAGUUAAUGGAACCCCUGGUAGUCAGCUCUCUACUCCACGCUCAGGCAAGUCGCCAAGCCCAUCACCCACCAGCCCAGGAAGCCUGCGGAAGCAGAGGAGCUCUCAACAUGGCGGCUCCUCUACUUCACUUGCAUCCACCAAAGUCUGCAGCUCGAUGGACGAGAAUGACGGACCAGGAGAAGAAGUGUCGGAGGAAGGCUUCCAGAUUCCAGCCACAAUAACAGAACGAUAUAAAGUCGGAAGGACAAUAGGAGAUGGGAAUUUCGCUGUUGUCAAGGAAUGCAUAGAAAGGUCGACUGCUAGGGAGUAUGCCCUGAAAAUUAUCAAGAAAAGCAAAUGUCGAGGCAAAGAGCAUAUGAUCCAGAACGAGGUGUCUAUCUUAAGGAGAGUGAAGCACCCCAAUAUUGUCCUUCUGAUUGAAGAGAUGGAUGUGCCAACUGAAUUGUAUCUGGUCAUGGAAUUGGUAAAGGGGGGAGACCUCUUUGAUGCCAUUACUUCCACUAACAAAUACACUGAGCGAGACGCCAGUGGGAUGCUGUACAACCUGGCCAGCGCCAUCAAAUACCUGCACAGCCUGAACAUCGUCCACCGUGACAUCAAGCCAGAGAACCUGCUGGUGUAUGAACACCAAGAUGGCAGCAAAUCACUGAAGCUGGGUGACUUUGGACUGGCCACCAUUGUGGAUGGCCCCCUGUACACUGUCUGUGGCACCCCAACAUACGUGGCUCCAGAAAUCAUUGCAGAGACCGGAUAUGGCCUCAAGGUGGACAUCUGGGCAGCUGGUGUAAUCACUUACAUCCUGCUGUGUGGUUUCCCUCCAUUCCGUGGAAGUGGUGAUGACCAGGAGGUGCUUUUUGAUCAGAUUUUGAUGGGUCAAGUGGAUUUUCCUUCUCCAUACUGGGAUAAUGUUUCCGAUUCUGCAAAGGAGCUCAUCACCAUGAUGCUGCUGGUGGACGUUAAUGAGCGAUUUUCAGCCCUACAGGUCCUUGAGCAUCCCUGGGUGAACGAUGACGGCCUCCCAGAAAAUGAACAUCAGCUGUCAGUAGCUGGAAAGAUAAAGAAGCAUUUCAACACAGGCCCCAAGCCGAAUAGCACAGCAGCUGGCGUUUCUGUCAUAGCACUGGACCACGGGUUUACCAUCAAGAGAUCAGGGUCUUUGGACUACUACCAACAACCAGGAAUGUAUUGGAUAAGACCACCGCUCUUGAUAAGGAGAGGCAGGUUUUCCGACGAAGACGCAACCAGGAUGUGAGGAGCCGGUACAAGGCGCAGCCAGCUCCGCCGGAACUCAACUCGGAAUCCGAAGACUACUCCCCGAGCUCUUCCGAGACUGUUCGCUCCCCAAACUCGCCCUUUUAAUAAGACCCUUUUACUCGAAGUCCUAGCUUAACCCUUUGAGACUCUGAGAUUUUUUUCCAAAUUUAUGUAAAACAGUUUCAUCUGAUCUAUCUAGCACUCAAAUGCUUGAAUGGCAGAACAGAAAGUGUGUCUUCUAGUAUCUUUGUAGCGAUUUCCCUUUGCUGAAUGAGAUGAUGUCAUGUUGUUUGUGAAGAUAGCAAUUUGCUGCUAAUAGGGUCCUCAAAGGGUUAAGGCUACUUUGCAACUUUUUUAGACUUAAAAGCAAUGAAUGUUUUCAUCAGUCAAGCUAGGAUCUGCAGUAUGUAAUAUAGCACAUGUUAACCCUCUGAGUGCAUUGGGUUUUAUGGAGAACCCUUGGGGAAUUUUUCAGACCUUUGGAUAUAUAUACACACGUGUUUCUUGAUUUUGCUGCAGAUCAAGGGGUGUUCUUAGAUGCUGAGAUGUCCUGACAAGAAGGGCAUCUAGAAUGAUAUCUUGCUUGUCCUUUAUGAUGGGUUUAGAACAUGGCAGGUGUAUAGCUUAUGCAGCAACAGCCCUCUUUCUUCUUCACGAUCCUUUUAAGAAAGGGACUUUUGUCAUUAGUGGUAUGACUGUCAGCUGCCGUGAGUCCUGCAUCCCAAGUGGAGGGAAUUGGGUCUGUGGCAAACAGCCUGACCCGCGAAAGAGAUGGUGCCCCUGCCCCCGCAUUGUCUCCGUAUGAAGAUGUGCUGACGACGCCCCAGAAAUGCUGCUUCCACAUCAGCUGCUGCUAGUGCCAGUGCAGACCAUCAGGCAGUCACAUACCUUGUCUUGUGCUUGGUGAGGCAGGGUCUGCAUGCUCAGUAUGAGACAUCUACAGGGAAAAAAAAAAAACUGGUGAAAAAGAGCAAUAAAUCGCCAGGUGCUCUAUGGGGCUGGAAUUUCAAACAAAGAGGAAACCUGAUCCUGUUCUUUUUCUCACCUGCUUUUUCAUGCACUGCAGUCUUCAGUGUGAAAUCCAUAUAGAGUAUCAAAUCCAUACGUAGAAGCACUGGGGCACAGCCGACUAGAGGCAAGCGCUUUGCAAGGUGUCCAGGGAGAAAGCACAGGGAGAAAACAAUCUAGAAUGUUCCAAAAAUGGGUAUUCAAGAAAUAAACCACUGGUAAAAUAAUUCCAUGUGCACCUUUAGGGUACCUACAAAUAGCCUCCCAGGAAAAACAGGACAGGAGGCCUAGAAGACACCCCUGAGGAUAAAACUUAUGUUUCCUAACAUGAGCUUUUUAUGCCACCGUCUUUAGCUAUCCAGAGGGACAUGUUGUUUUUCUCUCUGUGGGUCAAUUCCUGCGUGAGACCUGUAUUUUCACUCCUGUUACCAAAUUUUUCUCCUUAGUCCUGUGUCUCCAUUGAGUUUCUUCUGGAAUGUGUCCUAUUUCAGAAUGGGGGCUUCUUGUACAUGGCUACAAUGCUUAGAGAAGAGGCUAGUUAUAGUGGCUUGGAGGCUAGGGCCCAGCUCAAAUGUCCUCCUAAGGUUUGCCCAGCUCUGUAAUCCAGGAGACAACAGUGAAGUCUCAUAAAAUUUGCAUCUGAAGAGCUGAACAAUCCUUAUCAUCUCUGGUUUGAAUCUACUUCACUAUCUGAAGGUCUUUGACCUUGCUACAGUCAGUUCUUUAUUUUCAAGUACACAUUUUUUACUCUCCAACUCAUAAACUAUGGGCUAUAUUAAUAUAGAUUUUAAAAUCAUAACAUGCCAUGACUUUUGCAAUAUAGUCCCUCUCUAAUUUUUUGCUCUUCCACAUUUAGAUUUAUUGCUUUGGUCUGUGUUGUCCUGACAUAUAAGCAGUAGACUACUUAUUGAGAGUUUUCCCCUUUUUAGAGAGUCCUGAAAUGAUACACAACAUCAGACAGUAGCACAAAUUAGUUGGGGUUUUGGGGGGUGGGGGAGAAUAGGGGGCAGAACACCAGGAAGGGUGUUGGUGUGUAGGCAGAUUUCACAUUAGUGAAGUACCCUGAUCAGAACUGGUCAGAAAUUACUGCUUUCUCUAGAACUAUGAAGCAAAGCACUAUUCUAAGUAACACUAAGGAGUAGCCAUAUAGCUUGGCCUCAACUCUAAAUAUGUAACUAUGAAGAAUCCUACGGGCAGAGACUUCGCUGCGGGAGAUUGUCACUUUCCUUUCUUUCUCUGAACAACUGCUUUUCCCGUGAGCAUUAUAUGUACUGCCACAGCAUCUAGUGUACAGGACUUACAGUGCAUGGCUCAGGCCUUUUUCCAUCCACAUCUUGGGAGACCGUGGACCAUGUGAAGCUGUGAAGGGCAGCUGGGAAGAGUGCAGGGCCCAUUCAGCAUGGAGACUGCAGAGCAUCGCUGUAGAAUUUGAGUGAUCUAUGCUGAAUAAACAGUGGAAUGUGACCUGUCAAGUAGAAAUAUUGAGUAAUCAGAUGGAAUGCAAUCUUUUCAGCAUCAAGCUAUCAAGAUCCUGCAUGUCAGAGAUGUACUCAGAGGGUUAACAGACAAGCACAAGGCAUGCUGAUGAUGUUGGUGUUUCCAGACUGCUUUGCUUUUAGCCAGUGCUUUCUAAUUUCUUUUCAUGACAUUCUUGGGAUAGUUCAAGUUUGAAAUAAUUAAGUGGUGGUGUUCUUUAAGGAAUUUCUAUAACCAAAUUGAUCUUAUUUUUGUUUUUCACUUUGUCAUUGAAUAAAUAUGUACCAUUAUGGCAGUGUAUCUCUGUAAUUAUCAAUCAUUGCCACACAUGUUUCCAUAUUGCUUUUCUAAGUAUUUAAUAUAGCUCUUAUGGUGGUGGCUCGGUAUGGGGACUGUCUUUCCUUUAUUGAUACAUGACUGACCAUGUGGUAUUUUCAAGGGAAUUCUAAGAUUCAACUUUUCAGUUCAGUAGUAGACUAGUUAAGAAAGAACUCCUUCAUUACCUGCAUUGUGUAAAUCAUCUCUGUAGAUGAUAACUGUUCAUACUGAUGAACACUUUGUUUUUUCGACAUUGUAGCAGAAAUCAUUUUAUUCAUCAUAAUUAAUGAAUAUGUGAUUUGCUCCAAAUCAUUAGAAGGAAAAGUAAGAUUUCAGUCAUUGAAAAAUGUUUUUACUGUAGCCCUCAUCUAACUUAUACAUGGUGCAUAUUAAAAUAAGCAGAGAAAAAAAAUGCAAAUAAACUACUGAAAAUGUUUGGUGUUUUGUAUUCAGUGAGACUUCUGUGCAACCUGCUCAGCACCCCCCUGGGUUGUGGUUAACAGGCCCGUCAGAUAUUGUUGAAAGAAAGCAAUAUAUACAUGAGUGAAGGCUAAAAUUGCAAUCCUUUACCCUUUGAGGCAUAUUUCAGUUGGAAAUAAAGGAGGAAAGAAAAAUUGGCUUAGCUUAGAGGGUCACGGAGCUACCGUAUGACCAAGGCUCAUGCGCAUUAAAUCACGGUUGUUUGCAGGCCGAGGGCACCCAUUAGACAACUCUAUUGCCAGCACUGUAGUGCAGUUUUGCUUGAGGGAGAGCUUUCUUAAUAUUAUUGUGUUACCUGCUAGCCCUUCUCAGGGUGAGGAUCUGUCAGAAUUUCCGUGAUAAACUUCUGUUUUCAAAGGUUUUUAAUUUGACCAUAAAAGGGGGCCCCAGGCUGGUUUGCUCUAUAGGGCCUGUACCAAAGAGUGAAGGUUCACUUCCUUCUCUGCCCAACUGUUCCGAGGAAAGAACAACAGAAAAAUCUGAUACGUCUUCUCCUUCGUUGUAAUUUCAGAAUUUUGGAAAGCACUGAGAACCAAGAUGCUUGUUUUAAUGUAAUUACUCUUUUGGAUGUGGGUUUAAAAAAAUAACUAAUCACCUGAAAUCUAUUGUAGAUAACAUAUAUUUUCUAUAGUUUGUAAAUCAUUAAUUUUUUAAUCUGCUACAUGAUUUUUUUCUUUUUUGUCCAAAGAUUUUUUUUUAAGCAAUUAGAAGUUGGUCAGUUCAAAGGUUAGCCUUUCCUGUGUGUUGUCUGCCAUUUACAUUAAGAAUUUGAGAAAAAAAACUCUCAGACCCUUACUUUGCAUGCAGUGAUACAGGGUCAGAUAUAUGCUUUUUUUGGAGAUACGGAUUUCUUUAUUUAAUCAUCAAGUUUCAUGAAGGCAUUUUAGUUUGUUGGGGAAGAUAGUGCUUAAAGGCACUUGAAAAAUUAACAUUUUUGUCAAUUCAGAUAUGAGCUGAAGAGUGUCAAUAACACACUUUCAACUUUUUUUGUUUAAAGGUAAACAAAUCAACAAAACUUGAGGAUACACUAAACACUUGAUCCCAGCAAAUAUGCUUUUAAAAUUGGCUCAAUGGUGCUUAUAAAUGAAACAGUAAAAAAUGGAGUCCCAAGGACUGUCAGAGGAAUCUUUAAUUUGCAUGUAUUUACAUACUUGAGGUGGAGGUGCUUUUAAACCAGUCUUUUAUUUUUUAAUUAUCUCAAACAUGUAUCCAUCCAUUGAGUAACAUUAAGGGUCUUAAACUGGUGGGAAACAGGAAAUUCAAUGUAGAGGUUUUGAAUGCCUCUGGUUGGGGUGGGGUUCCCCCUUUUUUUCUCUUUGAUUUUGUUGUUGGUGGUGGGCUUCAACACUGAAGCUUGGGUGGUGAUCAGUUUUCAGUGAGGGAGCUUCCAACUGGCAGGUGUUUCGAUCAUGAGGUUGGCAACAUCUUGCCCUUGGAGACAAGUGACAGAUCUCGUUUCAUCCUUUUUCCCUAAAGGAAGCACAAUCUCUACAAUUAAACCAUACCUGUAAAUUUCUUCAACAUUAUCAGUCGGUCAACAGAAAUGAGACCCUUAAUGCUGCUUUAAUGUAAAAUUGUAUAUUCUUGUCUGUGAUAUACUUUAUUAAUUUAAAGUACAUAAUACUUCUACAAGCCUUCAUGUCAGUACUAAGAGAAAGUAGGACUUUAAAAGUGAUGAUAAAGAUGCUGUAAUGUCAAUUCAUUCCAGUCCAAUCGAAUGUGGUAAGAAAAAGACCUUGAAGAGUUCUCUAGGGACAAUUUCUCACUUGUCAUCGACAUUAAUCUUUGAUGUAUUCUCAGAAAAAAUAUAAAGAAAUUGAAACUGGUCCAAGGUUAGAGUCAUAUCUUGAAAAACUUUAAAAAAAAUUUUAUUAGGAAAUUAAUAAUAGCCUCUUUUAUUCUGGCUGAAAGAAAAUUAUUAAAGGAUUAGUUGAGUGUGAAAUUAAAUAGUAUUUUGCUCAUGCAUACUAAAAAGGUAGACUAGGAACUUGAUGCAUUUAAACAAGUUUCUGAAAGGUUUCAAUUUGCUGCAAGAAAAAAAGUUCAAUGUUUCCUUUGAAAAUACUGAAUUUAUCAGUUGCUGCAUGGAUCAGAUGGCAUAGGUUAAUCUUUGAUUUUCAGAAUCUUAAUGAAAUAACUUUCAAACGAUUUGUAUCCAUGAUUAAAGCUGGAAUGAGAUCCAAUUUUUCCCUAAUCUCUCAGUUUAAGCUAAUAAAUGUAGGUUAAUGUGAAAUGAAAUCAUCUGUGAUAUAUUAUGUUCAUUUAUCAACUGAGCUUUUUUGAUGUUGCCUGUUUUUAUGUAAAACAUGUUCUUAAAGUUAAUAAAAUAAUAGUACUUGGUGUAUGAACUACUACGUAAUACCCUA